Salvelinus namaycush (lake trout) is the source of this 9601-nucleotide messenger RNA. RefSeq names its product microtubule-associated serine/threonine-protein kinase 2-like. Lineage: Eukaryota; Metazoa; Chordata; Actinopteri; Salmoniformes; Salmonidae. Gene Ontology annotation, molecular function: ATP binding; protein binding; protein serine/threonine kinase activity. Gene Ontology annotation, biological process: peptidyl-serine phosphorylation; intracellular signal transduction. The coding region runs from base 1 to 5970 and encodes 1989 amino acids. The transcript has 27 exons. The record is from RefSeq and is a predicted model, not a curated record. Gene Ontology annotation, cellular component: microtubule cytoskeleton.
AUGGUGACGGAUGUUUCAGAGGCCUUCGAAGCAAAAACAAAUAGGCCUGACUCAUCGUACUGGCUGUACAUCACAUCCACCAUGUGUCUGUCUCUGGAGUUUGCUGCGCCCCCGCCCCUGUUGUUCAGAAAGUUGAGUAAUCCUGACUUGUCCCCCGCCGCCAACAAGACCAAACUACACCGACAGCUCAGCCAGGAUGAUGGCCGCACACGCCGUAGCAGUAUGGCUAUGACCGGUAAGCAGCAGCUUCUUCCCCUGUCCAGCAGUAUGCACGGUCGGGUGAGUCAGCUAGCCUGGCAUCUUCCUGUAGAACCCCCUAACAACCUGGUCCGCAUGAGGAACCAGUCCCUGGGCCAGUCUGCACCGUCACUCACUGCAGGACUGAAGGAGCUCAGUCUUCCGAGGAGGGGGAGUUUCUGUCGGACCAGCAAUAGGAAGAGCCUGAUUGUGACAUCCAGCACCUCUCCUACACUACCCAGACCACACUCACCACUACAUGGACACCCAGGGAGCAGCCCUCUGGACAGCCCCAGAAACUUCUCCCCCAACACGGCAGCACACUUCUCCUUCGUUCCAGCUCGCAGUCAUGGGCACAGGGCUGACAGGACGGAUGGCAGGCGCUGGUCUCUGGCAUCACUGCCCUCCUCUGGAUAUGGCACCAACACACCCAGCUCCACUGUCUCGUCAUCCUGUUCAUCCCAGGAGAAGCUGCACCAGCUGCCCUUCCAGCCCACGGCGGACGAGCUGCACUUCCUCACCAAGCACUUCAGCUCCGAGAGCAUCACCGACGAGGAGGGACGACACUCGUCCAUGCGCCCCCGCUCACGUAGCCUCAGCCCUGGUCGCUCACCCAUUUCCUUUGACCAUGAGAUCGUCAUGAUGAACCAUGUCUACAAGGAGCGCUUUCCCAAGGCCACGGCUCAGAUGGAGGACCGUCUGGCUGACUUCCUAUCAUCCUCGGCCCCUGACAAGGUGAUGCCCCUGGCCGACGGGGUCCUCAGCUUCAUCCACCACCAGGUCAUAGAGCUGUCCAGAGACUGCCUGGAUAAAAGCCGCGAGGGCUGCAUCACCUCACGCUACUUUUACGAGCUGCAGGAGAACCUGGAGAAACUGCUACAAGACGCUCACGAGCGCUCUGAGAGUGUGGAAGUCACAUUUGUGACCCAGCUGGUGAGGAAGCUGAUGAUCGUCAUCGCUCGGCCGGCACGCCUGCUGGAAUGUCUGGAGUUUGACCCGGAGGAGUUCUACCACCUGUUGGAGGCAGCAGAGGGCCAUGCCAAGGAGGGCCAGGGCAUCAAGUCAGACAUCCCCCGCUACAUCAUCAGCCAGCUGGGUCUCACCAGGGAUCCCCUGGAGGAGAUGGCCCAGCUGACCAGCUACGACAGUGGGAACCCCGACACGCCAGAGACAGACGACUCUGUGGAUAGUCGAGGAGCCACGGUACCUGUUGUAGCUCCCCCUAAAACCAAGGCCCCACGGGAGGAGGACUUUGAGAACAUCAAGCUCAUUAGCAACGGGGCUUACGGGGCCGUGUUUCUGGUGCGUCACAAGGAGACGCGUCAGCGUUUUGCCAUGAAGAAGAUCAACAAGCAGAACCUAAUCCUAAGGAACCAGAUCCAGCAGGCCUUUGUAGAGAGAGACAUCCUGACCUUUGCUGAGAACCCCUUCGUGGUCUCCAUGUUCUGCUCCUUCGAGACACGCAGACACCUCUGCAUGGUCAUGGAGUAUGUGGAGGGUGGUGACUGUGCCACCCUGCUGAAGAACAUUGGGGCUCUGCCUGUGGACAUGGCACGCAUGUACUUCGCUGAGACCGUGCUGGCACUGGAGUACCUCCACAACUAUGGCAUCGUACACAGAGACCUCAAACCGGACAAUCUUCUGAUCACUUCGAUGGGCCACAUCAAGCUGACAGACUUUGGCCUGUCUAAGAUCGGUCUGAUGAGCCUCACCACUAACCUGUAUGAAGGACACAUAGAGAAAGAUACCAGGGAGUUCCUGGAUAAACAGGUGUGUGGUACACCAGAGUACAUCGCCCCAGAGGUGAUCCUGAGACAGGGCUAUGGGAAGCCAGUAGACUGGUGGGCCAUGGGGGUCAUCCUCUACGAGUUCCUGGUGGGCUGUGCCCCUUUCUUUGGAGACACGCCAGAGGAGCUCUUUGGACAGGUCAUCAGUGAUGAGAUCAUAUGGCCAGAGGAGGAGGAGGCUCUUCCUAACGAUGCCCAGGACCUCAUCUGUAAACUCCUCAGACAGAACCCUCUGGAGAGGCUGGGUACAGGCAGUGCAUUCGAGGUGAAGCAACACCGGUUCUUCUACGACCUGGACUGGAACAGUCUGCUGAGACAGAAGGCAGAGUUCAUCCCUCAGCUGGAGUCAGAGGAAGACACCAGCUACUUUGACACCCGUUCAGACAGGUACCACCACAUGGACUCUGAAGAUGAGGACGACACUAACGAUGACGAUCACGUAGAGAUGCGCCAGUUCUCCUCCUGCUCGCCCCGCUUCAGCAAGGUGUACAGCAGUAUGGAGCGUCUGUCCCUCCAUGAGGAGAAGCGGGCCCCCCCGCCCACCAAGCGCAGCCUCAGUGAGGAGGGAGGAGAGCGCAUCGACAGCCUCAGCGGACUCAAGUCCAGAGACCGCUCCUGGCUGGUGGGGUCACCUGAGAUCCUGCGUAAGCGUCUGUCCGUCUCGGAGUCGUCCCAUACUGAGAGUGACUCCAGCCCUCCUCUGGCGGUGCGUAGACGCUGCUGCUCCGCCAUCAUCGAGAUGCCACGCUUCGCCAUCUCCUCGGAGGAGGAAGGAGGGGUGGCCCCCAGUCGUAAGAGCCCCAGCCUGCUCAGCCAGACCCCCGGGGGAGUCAGGGGCCCCCGCAGUGAGGAGCUGCCCCUCUCCAUCCCAGAGCUCCCCAUAGAGAGAGAGCUGAAACUGGUCGAGUCCCCCACCACACCUGGGACCAUCACCAGCCAGCUCAGCAGAGCCACAGUCACACCGGGUAGUUCAGGAGAUGUGUGGGAGCGUGGUACAGUGUCGGGAGCUGACAGCUCUACCUCUACCCCUAAGGCCAUCAGUGACCUGGCAGUUCGGAGGGCCCGCCACAGACUGUUGUCUGGAGACACGGACAAACACACCCAGUCCAGACCCCUCAACAAGGUCAUCAAGUCUGCCUCCGCAACUACGCUCUCACUCAUGAUCCCUCCAGACCACCACGGAGCCUCCCCAUUGGCCAGCCCCAUGUCACCCCACUCCCUCUCCUCCAAUCCCUCAUCCAGAGACUCUUCCCCCAGUAGAGACCUUUCGCCGGCCGUAGCCAACAUCAAGCCCCCCAUCAUCAUCCACCGGGCGGGCAAGAAGUACGGCUUCACCCUCCGGGCCAUCAGGGUGUACAUGGGAGACACGGAUAUCUACACCGUACAUCACAUAGUCUGGCAUGUGGAGGAGGGUGGUCCUGCCCAUGAUGCAGGGCUGAGAGAAGGAGACCUCAUCACUCAUGUGAACGGGGAGGCUGUCCACGGCCUGGUCCACACUGAGGUGGUGGAGCUCAUCCUCAAGAGUGGUGGUAAGGUGUCCGUCUCAGCCACGCCUUUUGAGAACACCUCCAUCAAGGUAGGCCCCGCCCGCAAGACCAGCUCCAAAUCCAAGAUGGCGCGUCGCAACAAAAAGAUCAAGACCAAAGAUGGAGGCCAGGAAAGCAGCGGCAAGAAGAGGAACUCUCUGUUCAGGAAGAUCACUAAGCAGGCGUCUCUGCUCCACACCAGCCGUAGUCUAUCCUCUCUCAACCGCUCCCUGUCUUCUGGAGAGAGUGGACCAGGGUCUCCCACACACAACCUGUCCCCCAGGUCACCUACACCUGGCUACCGCUCCACGCCUGACUCUGCACACUCUGUAGGGGUAAACUCGUCUCAGAGCAGCUCUCCCAGCUCCAGUGUUCCUAACUCCCCAGCCAGCUCCGGUCACAUCCGGCCCAGCUCCCUCCAUGGCCUGGCCCCCAAGCUCCAGCGCCAGUACCGUUCCCCUCGACGCAAGUCAGCCGGCAACAUCCCCCUAUCCCCCCUGGCCCGUACCCCCUCCCCCACCCAGCAGAGCACCUCCCCCCAACGUUCUCCCUCCCCCUUGCCCAGCCAUGCUGCGGGCUCCUCCUCUAUGGGCCAGUCCUUCCCCGUGAAACUCCACUCCUCCCCUCCUCUGGUCAGGCAUAUCUCCAGGCCCAAGAGCACUGAACCCCCCCGCUCCCCACUCCUCAAACGAGUACAAUCCACCGAGAAGCUAGCCUCCUCCCUCUCCUCCUCCUCCUCUCCGUCUGCGUCGGGGGCCGGAGGUGACAAGAAGCUGCCUGUAGCGGUGACGGGACGUAAACACAGCCUGGACAUCUCCCACCAGGAGUUUAAGAAGGAGAUGCUUCAGAGAGACCCCAGUCUGCAGAGCCUGCAGGAGUCAGCUGGGGAGAGAGAGGGGGUGCUGGGGGUGGGGACAGGGGUGGGGGGUCGCGGGGGCCCCGUGGAGAAGGGCAGCCUGCAGAAACACUCCUCCUCCAGCAGGAAGCUGGGGCGUCAGGAGGGGGACGUCGGACCGGCAGCCGGGUCCCUGGGGCUGGCCCCCGGGAAGAGCAAGCUGAAGGACAAGCUGUCAGCCAUUAGACAGGACCGGGCUGAGAGGAGGGAGUCACUGCAGAAGCAGGAUGCUAUCCACGAGGUGGACUCUUCAGAGGACGAGACAGACGAGGGGUCGGAGGACAGCCAGGACGGGAGGGGCAGGAACACCUGUACUUUUACCCCCCCGCUACUCCGCCCCACCUCCGUCAUGGCCACCGCCCCCCGCACGGGACCCGGGGGCACCCUCCCCUCCCUGUGUCUGUCCCCCUCCUCCACCCUGCUGCCCAGCAGAGCCACCAUACCCUCCACACUCCCCGAACAUAAGCCCACUCAGAGUGCUCCUUCGCUGGGAGUGAAAGACAGCGGCUCAGCCUCCUCAGAUGACUGUGGGAGGAGAGAGGGGAAGGCUCCAGACCCCAGCUCCAAGUUCACCCAGAGCCCCCUGUCCAGCACCUUCGCCACACCCGGCAGUGCUUUCAUCUCCAUCAGUAAGGACACCUUCCUGAAGCCUGCUGCUCCAUCUUCACAUCAGGAAUGGAGGAGCCCCAAGCUACCUGAGCCCAGAGGGAAGAGCAGUAGUCCUGGGUUAUGGAGUGAGGAGAGAGACUCUGGCCUGGAGGCCCCCAGAUCCAGCCCCACUGGAUCCAUAGAUGGCAGAUACAUAGCCCACACACCCAUCUCCUCCCCAGGCAUCACCAAGGAGAAAAAGGAGGCAGACAACCGGAGGCAGGCUGCUGCUGCCGCCGCCGCUGCAGCCUACGCCACCCCAGCCUAUGCCAUCCCCAGCCCCCCAGCCCAAGUGUCAGGGUCAGAGAGUGGGAUGGACAAAGUUGUGUCCCAGCUAGCCACUGUGGCUAAGAGCUUCCUGGGGCCCGUCAAACUCACUAUCCCUGGGGCAAAGGAGGCCUUUGAGAGGGCCAAAGACCAGAACCAGAGACCCUCCGACCCCCUUCACCCCAAGGCCACACCCGACUCACCCCUUACCACUACCACCACCACACCCCUCUCCCCCUCCCCCUUUAGACACCCUGCUCCUCAGCCACCGCCACGCCUGUCCUCCCAGUCUUCUCCCCGGCAGCCCUCUUACAAAACUGAGCCAGCCCCCCCUCCCCCUCCACAGAGGAGGGCCUCCCCUCCUAAAGACUGUGCCCCGGGACCCCAGGACCACCCAGAGAGGCCGUUGAUGGGGUUACGAGGCAGUAGGGAGACUCCAGCCAUUACAGCUGUUUCUGCACCAAGGCAGGGGCCCACCAACACACCCACCCAGACCCCUACUGCAGCCUCAGAGCAGCGCAAGAGGCCAGACCCCGCGGUCCCACGGAGACCCAACCCUGCCUCCGCAGCCUCCACCCCACAGGACAAAACCAGCAGCAAGAAGACGUAGCAGAAAACAAGACUCAAGAAACACCCAUGACAAUACAGACUGCUGGCACGAGAUUUUAAUCUUAAUCCACAAACAACUGCAUGUUUGGGAGAAAAUAACAAUUUAUUCAAAACUCUUUGCAACACACAAAUCAUUGAGAGAGAGCGAGAGCGAGAAAGAGAGAGAUCUUUGCCCUGACUGUGUAUGUCCCAGAGGCAUCCAGGCUCGCUGUGCAUCUCUUGUUCUUCUUAUUCCCUGUUUUAUCAUUCAGACACGGAUUAAUGUUCCUGUGAAGUCAGUCUGUGUUUGUUUCCCCCUGCAAAGAAACAUGGGGGCUAGAAAUAAACCGUGUUAGUUCACUGAUCCACGGGGAAGGAUUAACAAACGCCCGCACGAAUGGUUUUUCUAGUAUCCUGCCUCGUUACCUUUCACCUUGUAGUUCCGGUAGUCUGACGUGCGUUCUUAGCUAGCCAAUAGAUCAGGUCGUGCCUUAUAAACAAAAUGGCAUCCCACCCCACCACUCCACCCUGCCCGUGUGUGUCUCCAGCCGUCCGUGACUGAAAAGGGUGUAUCUCAGCAAUACAAGUAGCGUAUGCUUCGCAAUCAGUAUAAAUACAUUACAGUCUGUUAAUGAAACAAUCUGCAUUGCUCACGUUUACACACUCAGCAGUUUACAAAAGGCAAAUUACAUUGUGUGUUAUUAUUAUUACUCCCUCAUGGUCUAACGCUGCACUCUGUCUCUCUAACAGUAUAAUACUGCAGACUGGCUAGAAAAGCCUCUAGUCCCUAUAUAACACACUAUUAAUUAAGCGGCUGUCAAUGUCUAUUAAAGCAGCGUUUUGUAUUGUAUAUCAUAGCGUUCCAUGGUAAACUCCUUCCCCAUCCGCUCCACUGGCCCUUCCAUGACUAGAUGGACCCGCCAGUGUACCGAAUAGAGCUCUAUGUGGGUGUGAGCAUGUGUUGUGGUAGCUAGGAUACCCGCCUAGCCAUUCACCUUGUAACUGCAUGAUAGCCUCAGCAAAUCUACACCCCUUACUCCAGGGACAUGUUUUUAAUGAUAAAGGAAUAAUAGGUGGUUCAUAUGACAGCUUUACAUAGGGUGGACUACAGGUGAGGUGGGGAGGGAGGUUCAGUGAUCCGGUCACAGACUGCCUGGGGACAACUGAUCAAUCUGGUCUUAGUCUGAUUUGAUCGCAUCUUGUUUGGUCAACUACACAGACAGACGCAGUGUUGAAAUACGAGUCAAGUGGUUAAGAUGAGGUACUGUAGAUCUUUUAAAGAGAUUUGGGUUUGUGUACCAGGCAGGAGCUCAAUUACCCAGACUCCUCGGUAACUGAGGCAGGAAGUCAGCUCACAGGUCUGUUUACAGGCCAGUCAAAAGUACUACAGUAGGCACACCAGCCAUCUAUAAACUAUAUUAUGACAACCAGUGGUUCUCCACAUCCAAAUGGACCAUUAUCUUUAUUUCUAGCCCCUGCGCACUCUGUUUUUAUCAGCCACUAAAGGUGUUGAUUUGACUUUGUAUCUGGACCAACUUGCUGUGUUCUCUGUGUUAUGCCUCUUAUCCUGUAAAGCUAGCAGACUUUACUUUCUAUAUGCGUGCAAGAGUAUGUAUUGUCGUUUGGCUGUCAGAUGUGUAUAUAUACGAAUAUUUAAAGGUCUGUUUUUGUGUGUGUUUUAGUUAGGGUAGACUUUGUUAGUUACCCCUGUUAGUACUGUCUGUCCCUGAUAGGCCUGAUGCUCGACUGAUGUCUCAGUUGGCCUAUAGGGUCGGGACGGGCCAGUAGGGGCGUGGGCUUUGCACAACCCUUUUAUCUCUGUCAAAUGGAAACGCCAACUAAAUAAAAGGGCCAAUCAGAUCCCUGGCUUUUAGGUCAGUCACGACAAUGUCGACCAAUCAGUGAGCUGAACAACCCUAUGUUCUUGUGUGCCACUGCUCUGUGUGUGAGUGUUCGUGAGUGUGUCUGUUAGUGUGUAUUCAUGGUGCAAAACUAUGGCCAUGUGACUACCUUCCUCAUUAAUCUAAAUUAUUUUGGUGUGCGAGUUCAAAUCUCCCUCUGUAUGUGUGUCAGUCCACAGUGUGUCCUGCGAAGUUUACGUUGCUGUUGGAGAUGUUGCAGAGAGCAGCUCUGGGAUGACUGAGGGUGAGACGGGACUAUAUCCGUCUGGUGUCCUAAUAGAUACUGAAGAGGUCUGUGUUGUCAAUACCUAACCCCAGACAGACAGACAACCCCGUUGACUGACUGACUGUGGCUUCCGAUCUGUGUAAUAUGUUUACAUGUUGUUCUAUCUUUCUCAUCCGGAAUCCUCUGUGCCACUUGCAAUCCACCCCUGUAGCAGAGAGUGAUCAUUAUCGAUGCCAACAGCUUUCCACAUGCUAAAGUUACCCCGGAUUAUAUCAGGGUGACUAGCUUGUCGUGGUCUUUACAUGCACAUUUUAAUGUAACCUAAUCACUGAUGUACCACAGACGAUGUUAAUGUGGAGGAACAGCACGUCAUGUUUAAGGUUGGGCCCUGGUCAAAAGUAGUGCACUAUAUGGGAAAUGGGGUGCCAUUUCGGCAACAUCCUAAAUCACCUGCAGUGCGAAUAGUUGUCUCCUCUAGUGCAGAAGGAUCGAGGUGAGAUAGGUAGAUUAGUUAGUCAGGUAUAAGCCUCACGGAGGCCUCACACCUGCUGUCAUUUGUCACAGGGACAUAUCGGCCAAGCUUAGCGCUAUUAUUUAACCACUUGCAUAUCACCCAGGCAUCCUCCCAUCUGGUAGGCUCUGCUGGUGGUCCUGUCGUUAUUGCUACACGGACAGCUGCUAUUCUCUCUGAUCAAUAUGAGUGCCAUCCUCCACCGCCCGGCACCAGCCUCACCAUCCCCUGACAGCAAACACUUAAUGUUGUAUCGCACACGCACACACACACACACACACACACAGUCCCAUGUGUGAUGAUGAUAGUCCAGCCAUCUGUCUGAAAGUCAAGUCAAGUGUCAGUUUCCCUGGUGGAGUCAUUAAUCUCUAGCCCGGGGCUGUGUGCUGUUCCCUGCUCCUAGCACACACACACACACACACACACACACAGCAAAUCCAGCCAAACAAAACACUACCUACGCCUAGCCUGGGACCGUCACCUCCGAUUUUCAGCCAGGCCUCCCCUUGAGCCUGAAGCCACGGUAACCACCCGCCAUAGGGGCACUCCCUCUCUCUGUUAACCCUGUGUGUAACCUCCACCCUGGACCUCCCAGUGUUUUAACCUCACUAGAUGUCUAAAGACUGAGAUCCAUCCAGGAUGUGUUUUUACUGUGUCCGCAGUGUGCAGAGUGUGGCAAAGCCCAUAGCAGUGUCAGGGCUGUCUACUGUCAGUGUGUAGAGACCAAUGCCACUCAACUGAACUGAAGGUAGAAAAUACAAUUGACUCUAUACUAUGGACUGGACUUCUGGGGGUUUUCGGCCAGUAUUUUAAUGGGUGUGUGCGAUCCUUUUGUGUGUACAGUGUGUUUGAAGCUGAAAAGUGUGAAGGAGAGGAGUGCGGUUCUGCCGGAGAAGGGUUCAAAAAAGAUUGCUAGAGUAAAGCCAGUGCAAUAUCUUUUUAUUUUCUGUUGUGGUAAACGCAUGUUGUUGUUAAUCCUACCUUAUCUUAAUAAUAAAGUUUUUUUUUAAUGUAA